AUGUACAGGAAAGCUUUCCCAAAGAAUGCAGCCUAUGGUGUAACUGUGGAUAAGUUACUGAAGACUUUCAGUACUACCUGGAGACUCCCAGACCCUGAGCUGGGUGAAGUCCCAACCCUGAAGAACCUCUCCAGGAUCAAGGUUGCUGAUUUUUCCCUGCUGCCUAGACAGGCUCCAAACCACCUCUUGACAAUGGGAAACUGGGUGAUUAACCACUGGUUCUCAGUUUUGUUUCUGGCUACUUGGUUGGGACUGAAUGUUUUCUUGUUUGUGCAUGCCUUUCUGUCCUAUGAGAGGGCUGACCAGUACUACUACACAAGAGAAAUCUUGGCGAUGAGUAUCACAUUGGCAUUGGCCUGGGUCUGAGCCUCUGCUCACUGCCUGAAUUUUAACAGUAUGCUGAUCCUGCUUCCUGUGUGUUGAAAUCUGUUGUCCUCCCUGAGAGGCACCUGCCCAUUUUUCAGGCACACCCUGAGGAAGCAACUGGAUCAAAGCCUCACCUUCCACAAGCUGGUGGCAUAUAUGUUACAAACAGCUAGCCACAUCAGUGCACACCUGUUCAACUUUGAACGAUACAGCAGAAGCCGGCAGACCACUGAUGGAUCCCUUGCAUCUAUUCUCUCCAGCCUAUCUUAUCAAGAGAAAGAAGGGGAUUCUUGGUUAAAUCCUGUCCAGUCCCUGAACAUGACAGUGGAAUAUGUGACAUUCACCAGCAUUGCUGGUCUCACUGGAGUGAUCAUCAUAAUAGCUCUGGUUCUUAUAGUGACUUCAGCUACAGAGUUUAUCUGGAGGAGUUAUUUUGAGGUCUUCUGGUAUACACACCAUAUUUAUAUUAUCUAUGUCAUUGGUUUAUGGAUUCAUGGCAUUGGUGGAAUUGUCCAGGGUCAGACGGAAGACAGCAUGAAUGAGAGUCACCCUUACAGGUGUGAGGUCUUUCAUGAACUGGAUGAUCAUAACUCCUGCUGCAAGCAUCCCCAGUUUGAAGGGCUCCCUGCUGAGUCUUGGAAGUGGAUCCUUACACCAGGCAUUCUUUGUAUCUUUGAAAGGAUCCUCUGAUUUUAUUGCUUCCAACAGAAGUUUGUGAUUACCAAGGUUGUCAUACACCUAUCCAAAGUUUUGGAAUUGCAGAUGAAGAAGCAUGGCUUCAGCAUGAAAGUGGGACAGUAUAUUUUUGUUAAUUGCUCCUCAAUCUCUUACCUGGAGUGGCAUCCCUUUACUCUGACCUCUGCUCCAGUGGAAAACUUCUUCUCCAUUCAUAUCUGAGCAGUGGGAGACUGGACAGAAAAUCUCGUAAGGGCUUUUGAACAACAGCAGUCACCAAUUCCCAGGAUUGAGGUGGAUGGCCCCUUUGGCCCUGUUAGUGAAGAUGUUUUCCAGGAUGAAGUGGCUGUGUUGAUCAGAGCAGGAAUUGGGGUCACCCCCUUUGCCUCCAUCUUAAAGUCCAUCUGAUACAAAUUUCAGCAUGGAGAUCGCAACCUCAAAACACAAAUGAUCUAUUUCUACUGGAUCUGAGAGACAGGUGCCUUUUCCUGGUUCAAUGACCUAAUGGCUUCUCUGGAAUGGGAGAAGGAAAAAUUAGGCAAAGUGGGUUUUCUAAACUACCAUCUCUUCCUCACUGGAUGGAACAGCAGCAUUGCCAGUCAUGCAGCAUUAAACUUUGGCAAGGCCGCUGACAUCCUGACAGGUUUGAAACAGAAAACCUCCUUUGGGAAGUGUAUGUGGGACAAGUUUUCUACAAUAGGUACCAUCCACCCCAAGUCUGAGGUAGGAGUCUUCUUCUGUGGGCUGCAGACUUUGGCAAGGAGCCUGUGAAAAUGCUCUCACCAGUACUCCAGUCUCGAUCAUAGGAAGGUGCAAUUCUACUUCAACAAAGAAAAUUUCUGAAUUAGAGGAAUAAGGAUGGUAAUCUGUAUUAGUCUCCCCCUAAUUUCAUCUUCAAAAACAUGCUUGGUCUGAUCAAGUGUGGGCAGCCACCUGAGGACAAUCCUGUGCCUUGGUUCCUUGGCAUUCUUUCUUGAGUGGAUUCCACAUCAUCAUCACCAAGCUUCAUAAACCUAAGAACUUCAGAAGUCACAAUAAUUGCAAAGCCCAUGGAUUCUGUCUUGGGAAAAUAGCUGUAAAUCCUUUCGGAAUGCCCAUGACCGCCGCAAAGCCUGAUAGUAGAGGUGGUGGACAGUUACACCAUUUAACCCAGGAUGAUUCCAAGUGUUACCAUCUCCUGGACUCUGGGUCAUAUUCUCCCCUCCCUCACACCCUCAAAGAUGAUUUCUAAGUAGGGUGAUUUUUUUAAAAUAAAAAUUUAUUGAAGAAUAAAUGACAAAACAUAAUAAUAAACUUAAAUAAUAAAACAACAUAAAAUUACCAAGACCCCAUCCCUAUAUAACACUAUAUACAUUCUUACUGUUACUUUAAACAUGGUCUUAUCCAGUGUGAACAGCAAUUUAUGCUUUACUUAUUUUUGUUUGCCAAAAAAUGAAGGAUUUUCUUCUUUGCUUAAUGCUUAAUGAAUUAAUCUUUUAUUACUGUAUCUAGGCUUUCUAUUUCGGAAAGAAAACCUUGAAAGUAUGCUAUUGUAAUUGAAAUUGUAUUACAACUGAAAGUCAACUAUAUUGGCAUCAGUUUGCAUUGUUGCAAGUAAUUGCAAAAACCUUGAACUCCAUCUUAGGAUGACUGAUUUAGUUAACAGAGGCUCCUUAUCACCAUAUUUUUAUUAAGGGGGUUAUUAAUUAAUGUCUGGUUGUAAAAAAGAUCACAAAAUUUUAACAUCUCUUGGGCUCCUAUCUAUUUAUUCACUAAGGAAUCAUUCACCUAAUGACAAACAAAAUGCUUUUUCUAUCAAAAUUCUUUUUAAUUC
Molecule: messenger RNA, 2854 nt
Organism: Manis javanica (Malayan pangolin)
Lineage: Eukaryota; Metazoa; Chordata; Mammalia; Pholidota; Manidae
Source: RefSeq, a predicted model, not a curated record